GAAAGUUCAAGAUCAGGCUUGGCUUGAAGGUCAGUUGAAAAAUAGGGAAAGUGCCCCAGGCUGACAACACCGGGACCCUUAGGGCUGGUUCCUCAACUCAUACAGAGAGGGGAGGAGGGGAAUUGGCGGGGAGAGAAUGAGACUAGGGGCACAGAGACACAUACAGAUAUUGGUGGCCCCACCCUUUCCUUGCAGAGCCCAAGCCCGGCAUGUGGGGCUACCUGUCCCUGUUGCCUGUUUUCCUGGCCUUCUGGGCUGUCGCUAGCAUCUGGACUGUUUUUGCCAUUGCAGUGGCCAACAGGGCUGUGAACCUCACCGAGGGCAUCCCCUAUAUCAGUCUCUGUGGAUCGUACCCUCCUCAGAGCUGCAUCUUCAGCCAGUUGCUCAACAUGGGAGCUGCUAUGGCCGCCUGGGUCUGCAUUCUCCGUUACCACCAGCUCCGGGACUGGGGCGUCAGAAGGUGGCCUAACCAGCUGAUCCUGUGGUCGGGGCUCCUCUGUGCCCUGGGAACCUCCGUGGUGGGCAACUUCCAGCAAAAGAACCAGCGGGUCACACACCUGACCGGGGCCUUCUUCGCCUUUUUUGUGGGCCACCUCUACUUUUGGCUGCAGCUCCUUCUCUCCUGGAGGAUGAAAGGCCUGCCCCAGCCCGGGCCUCCCUGGAUCAGGCCACUCCGCCUGGUCCUCUGCAGCCUCUGCACCAUCCUCAUGGUGGCCAUGGUUGUCCUCCACACCUGGCCGCUGCGCUCCGCCUCUGCUGCCUGCGAGUGGGCUGUUGCCAUGCUGCUCUUCACACUCUUUGGCCUCUUGGCUGUCGACUUCUCCAGCCUGAACAGCUGCACCUUGUGUCUCCAGCCAGGCCCCAGCCUCACCUUCAGCCCACCGCCAGCCUCCCCGAUCUCUUUGCAGGCCCAGGCGCUCUGA
Pteropus alecto (black flying fox) is the source of this 923-nucleotide messenger RNA. It is a transcript of the gene TMEM150B, whose product is annotated as transmembrane protein 150B. The record is from RefSeq and is a predicted model, not a curated record. NCBI's taxonomy places the organism in Eukaryota, Metazoa, Chordata, Mammalia, Chiroptera, Pteropodidae.